This is a messenger RNA of Mirounga angustirostris (Northern elephant seal), 10924 nucleotides long. RefSeq names its product E74 like ETS transcription factor 1 (gene ELF1). Gene Ontology annotation, biological process: regulation of transcription by RNA polymerase II; cell differentiation. The record is from RefSeq and is a predicted model, not a curated record. Gene Ontology annotation, cellular component: nucleus. NCBI's taxonomy places the organism in Eukaryota, Metazoa, Chordata, Mammalia, Carnivora, Phocidae. The coding region runs from base 881 to 2740 and encodes 619 amino acids. Gene Ontology annotation, molecular function: sequence-specific DNA binding; DNA-binding transcription factor activity, RNA polymerase II-specific. The transcript is spliced from 11 exons.
UUAAGAUAAUUUUUAAAAGUUGAGAUUUUAUUUUUUAAAACAACAUACGGUUUUAAUUUUAUUUCCUUGUAGAUCCUGAUUCCUUUUUGUUGUUGUUAAUUUUAAAUUAUGGUAAUUAACAUGAGCUGAAUAGUGGUUUAAUCAAGGUAGAUCUUGCUCCGUGGCUCUACAUCCCUCUUUUUUCUAUACCUCUCCUCUGUUUUUACCUGUAGAUUUGCAUGUUUGACCUAGCAGAAUAAUUGGGUCCACAGCAACAUGGGCGUGCCUCCCUUAGAAACACUUAGUUUCAUGUAUGACUCAUAGGCUGAAGCACAGACACCACUUCCCCAAUCUACAGGAGCCAUUUUAACAGCAUAAAACUUGCCGGACUGCUUUUUAUUUUCAAGCCCAAAGGACAAAAAGAGAACAGGAAUAUUUGAAGGAACAGAUGCCUGCCAUUGAUGCCUUCUUACCCAUUCAGCAUCUUACUAUGGUGUAUUGUCCUGGGGGGUAAAAUCCUCGAGGACCCUAAACAGAUGGGCAAUUGAUGCAUUUCAGAGAACUGAGAGACUACCACCCUUGUUUGGGGAAGUUCAAAUCUGGUUACUUAACUGUAACUACAUUUUGGUGUGUUUUUUAAAUUACUGUCUUCAAUAUUCACAUUUUUAAAAAUGCCAAGAAGUUCUAGAGAAGAAAAAUUUCAGAAAAAUUGACUCUGUUGGAGUAGAGUAUCAGUGAACCAAGAAAAUCUGAAGCACCAUCCCUAAAGAAAACCUGGUUUACAGUAACUUCACAGACUUAGCUGAGGGUUUUUUACCCAAAUUGGUCACUGGAUUCUGCUGCCUCAUACUUGAACCUGCUUGGAAUUUUUCUCAUGUGGAUCUAAGGGGAAUGCUUUAUUAUGGCAGCUGUGGUCCAACAGAACGACCUAGUAUUUGAAUUUGCUAGUAACGUCAUGGAGGAUGAACAACAGCUUGGUGACCCAGCUAUUUUUCCUGCCGUAAUUGUGGAGCAUGUUCCUGGUGCUGACAUUCUCAAUAGUUAUGCGGGUCUAGCCUGUGUGGAAGAGCCCAAUGACAUGAUUACGGAGAGCUCCCUGGAUGUCGCCGAAGAGGAGAUCAUCGAUGAUGAUGACGACGACAUCACGCUUACAGUUGAAGCAUCCUGUCCUAAUGGGGAUGAAACGAUUGAAACUAUCGAGGCUGCUGAGGCACUCCUCAAUAUGGAUUCUCCUGGCCCUAUGCUGGAUGAAAAACGAAUAAAUAAUAAUAUAUUUAGUUCAUCUGAAGAUGACAUUGUUGUUGCCCCAAUCACCCAUGUAUCCGUCACAUUAGAUGGGAUUCCUGAAGUGAUGGAAACUCAGCAGGUUCAAGAGACAUACGCACACUCACCAGGAGCAUCAUCACCAGAACAACCUAAAAGAAAAAAAGGGAGAAAAACAAAACCUCCACGACCAGAUUCCCCGGCCACUACGCCAAACAUAUCUGUGAAGAAGAAAAACAAAGAUGGUAAGGGAAACACAAUUUAUCUCUGGGAGUUUUUACUGGCACUGCUCCAGGACAAAGCUACUUGUCCUAAAUAUAUCAAAUGGACCCAGCGAGAAAAAGGCAUUUUUAAACUGGUAGAUUCUAAAGCAGUAUCCAGGUUGUGGGGGAAGCACAAAAACAAGCCUGACAUGAAUUACGAGACCAUGGGAAGAGCUCUCAGGUACUAUUACCAAAGGGGUAUUCUGGCAAAAGUAGAAGGUCAACGCUUGGUGUAUCAGUUUAAGGAAAUGCCAAAAGAUCUUAUUUAUAUAGAUGAUGAGGAUCCAGGUUCCAGCAUAGAGUCUUCAGAUCCAUCACUGGCUUCAACAACCACUUCAAGUAGAAACCAAGCAAGCAGGUCGAGAGUAUCUUCAAGUCCAGGGAUGAAAGGAGGAGCCACUACAGUUCUCAAACCAGGGAAUUCUAAAGCUACAAAACCCAAAGAUCCUGUGGAAGUCGCACAGCCGUCCGAAGUCCUGAGGACAGUGCAGCCUACACAGUCUCCAUACCCCACCCAGCUCUUCCGGACUAUUCAUGUCGUACAGCCAGUACAAGCUGUCCCAGAAGGAGAAGCAGGCGUAACCAGUAGCGUGCAGGACGAAACAUUACAUUCUUCUGUUCAGAGUAUUAGGACUAUACAGGCUCCUGCCCAAGUUCCAGUGGUUGUGUCUCCUGGGAAUCAGCAUUUGCAUACAGUAACACUCCAGACUGUGCCAAUCACAACAGUGAUAGCCAGCACAGAUCCAUCUUCAGGUGCGGGGUCUCAGAAAUUUAUUUUACAAGCCAUUCCGUCAUCACAGCCCAUGACAGUACUGAAAGAAAACGUCAUGCUGCAGUCCCAAAAGCCGGGCUCCCCUCCUUCCAUUGUCCUGAGCCCUGCACAUGUGCAGCAGGUCCUUACCAGCAACGUGCAGUCCAUCAGCAAUGGCACGGUCACCGUGGCUUCAUCUCCGUCCUUCAGUGCUGCGACCCCCGUGGUGACCUUUUCUCCUCGAAGUUCACAACUCGUUGCUCACCCACCUGGCACCGUCAUCACUUCAGUUAUCAAAGCUCAAGAAACAAAAACUCUUACGCAGGAAGCGGUGAAAAAGGAAGCUGAAGAUAAUUGGAAAGAAGACAGUGAGAAAACCGAGCCGCAGCCGCAGCCUUAUGUGAUGGUGGUAUCCAAUUCCAACGGGUUUGUCUCUCAGGUAGCUAUGAAACAAAAUGAAUUGCUGGAACCCAACUCUUUUUAAUGAAUAUACCAAAGGAAUUAUGGAUGAUUGGUUUUUAAUUGAACCUUGUCAGUUGUCUGCAGACUGUCUGAUUGAUUCUCAGAGAAAUUCUACAAAUGUUCCUAAUUUUGUAGUUAAUUGUUAAAAAUAUUAAUUUAGAGUUAAUGUUGACUUUGUUGGAUGAGGGAGGGAACCCAAGUGCUUCUCUUUGUUCUCCAAAUGUUUCAGAAUUCAAUUGUGAAGGAACAGGCAUUUUAUACUAUGAAGACCUUCUUUUCUGAUUUUUUUUCAGUUGCUAUAUCAUAAGCAUUUUUAACGUUUCUUUUUUAAUUUUACAUGGUAUUAGCUUUUCUGAUUCUUUUGUAAAUACAGUACGUCAAUAUAAGGCAACAGGAAAUUUAUGUAGGAACUAUUUUCAUUCCAUUUGUGUAAGUGAAAGUCUUGACUCUUCCAGGUGCAAGACACCUAUUUUCUACUUUGUUAAAAUUAUGAUUUCACUUAGAUUGACUUUAGUUGAUUGCACUGUAUAAGGAACUAUGAAUAUGUAAAAAAUAACAUGAAAAAUUGGAAAAUGUCCAUGAUAUGGCUGAACGUUACUUCAGAAGCAGGAGAGUACAAAAGCAUCAGCCUAUGAGUGGCUCUCCUGCUGGCUUGGUUAUAUAACUGGGCAAAGCCACUGGAUCUUUUUGGGCCUCAGUUCUCUCAAAAAAGGAAGAGGGGGGUGCAUUGGAUUAGACUUGAUGAUCUCCAGUUUGCUUUCUGGUUCUAAAUUUGAAGUUUCUAGCUCCUAUAUUUUAAAGUUAAAUCAACUAAAACAUUAUCACAUAUUUCUUAAUGUAAAUAUAGCUAACAUAUUACAGAAAAAUAAGUGGCCCUACAAAAUUCAUUCUUCUGUUACCUGUAAGAUCUGCUCUGAAUCUGAAUUCUUCCUAAAUACUUUGUUCAUUAACUCUUCAGGCCACUGUGCACCAUGGUCCAUUAGUAAACUUACGUUGCCGACUGCUAAACGAUAUACUGCCAUUCUGAAAGAGUCAGAGCUCUUUCUUAAGGGGCCAGAAAGCAACCAAGCCUUGGGCUAAUCUGGCUGAGUAGUCAGUUUCUAUAAAAGCAUAAUUGCUUUAUAUUUUGGAUCAUUUUUUAUUGGGAGUGGGGGGUUGCAUACAAAGAUAAUAUACAUAUAUAUCUAAGUCUCUGAAAUGAAAUAGCUUUUAGAUUACUUUUUCAACUGUAAAUAAUGUACAUUUAAUUUCACAAGAAAAAUUGUUUUCUGCAAAUUUUCUAGCACAGCAGAGGAGAAAUUUUUGUAGAUGAAAAAAAUCAUUAUGUUUAGAGGUCUGAUGUUAUAUGUUUUCAUAUUACAGAGUGAAUUUGUAUUUAAACAAAAAUUUAAAUUUUGGAAUCCUCUAAACGUUUUUGUAUCUUUAAUUGGUUUAUUAUUAAAUAAAUCAUGUAAAAAUCCUCAAUGUUUGUGUUUUCAAGCAAAUGUCUCUUAAGAACAAAUAUACAGAAAAUGUUGCUAGCGUUUACAGUGUUACUAAAUGUUCGUAUAACAAGCUCCACUGGUCAGGUUAUAAUUGCAGACUUGUCAUCCUCUCCUUUUUCCUUGCUGCUGGGCCAAACGGUGGCUUCCAGACAGCACACGAUGGAUCGCCAUAAGCUCUGAAAAUUAGAAAACCAUAAGAUUUUCUCAGCAGUGAUAUCCAACAUACUUUAAAAACCAAGGUUUCUAAUUAGAAAAUAGAUCUGUUAAUUGUUAAACUUGGAAAACAUGGAAACAAAAAUAGAAGAAAAUUAAAAUCUCAGUGUGAUACCCCUGUACACUUACCCAUUUUCUCAUGUCAGUUAAUACUCUUCCAAAACAUGAUUUUAGAAGGAGCAUUUCUGUCUCUGAAGUCAGAGGGAAGCAAAGAAGAAACUGAAUGAAUAGGCCUUGCUAAAUUUCCCUGUUCACUACCCUUCACUCAUACCCUUUUUUCCUGUCAUUUUUGAUGACUUUCCACUCUAUCAAACCUAGUAUAAAAACACUUAGGCUUAAGCAUUUCUUUGAGUCUUUAUUUCCAUAUGAAAUCUCCCAUGUCAUGUAAAACAUAUUAAAAUAAAUAUGCUUUCCUCCUUUAAUCUGUCUUUGUCAGUUUGAUUUUUAGGCUCAGCGAAGGACCCUAAGAGGGUCAUGGAAAAGUUCUUUCUCCUCCAGAACUCUCUCUAGCCAUGCAUCCCCUAACAUAAUCUGAUUGUACUGAACUGAACAGGAGCAUAGCGCUCAGUCGGUACCUGGCCUUGCACAUCAAAUCAUUGAUUCAACGUGUAUUUAUUAAGGAAGGAUCUGUGAUGUUACUGUCACGGUCCUUAACCUAAAAACCUGACGCUUUCCUCAUUUUCCAUUCAUUCUUUAACCCUCUGUAGUAUUGCAUUUGCUCUAUUACCCUGAAGUUACUGUUGAAAAGGUCACUAGUAAUUAAUUUCCAUAUUGCCAAAUUUCUAGCCUUCUUUAUCUUCCUUGACCUUUCUAGUAUUUAACCUUUUAUAACUCACUCUUAAAUUCUCUCUUGCUUUCACUUUUGUGCCCAGCUUGUUCCUAUUCUCCUCUGGCCGUAUAAUAAUUUCUUAGUAUUGCUCCAGAGACUUUUGCAAAGGUUGGAGUUCCCCACAUUUUAUCCAAUGAUCACUGUUCUUUUCUUUUUCUUCUUUUCCUUUCUUUCCUUUUUUUUUUUUAAAGAUUUUAUUUAUUUAUUUGACAGAGACACACAGCUAGAGAGGGAACACAAGCAGGGGGAGUGGGAGAGGGAGAAGCAGGCUUCCCACUGAGCAGGGAGCCCGAUAGGGGACUCGAUCCUUGCCAUAGUUGCAAGUUCCUUCUAUGUUUCUGUUUAUCAGUAAGAAGACCUUUCCCAGAACACCCUGAGCAGCCAUCUCUUCAGAGCUUAUUGGCUAGAUUGGUCAUAUACCCCUUCCUAAACAAAGUGCUGGCCAAGGAAGUAGGAUUACCAUAAAUGACUUAGCUGUGUGUUAGGGAGAUGGACAGCCAAACAAAAUUAGGGCUCCAUAGCAAGAAAUAAGGGAGGAAUGAUGCAGUUUACUAUCACCCAUACACAUCCUCCUUCCUUUACAUACACUUUCAAAAGUGCUCAUGCCUACAUAAAACUUCAUUCCCAAAGAGAGAUCAGCCAAAGUCUCAUCCAGUUACUUGAUCCAGUUUCAUGACUAGGAUGUUUGGGAUGAUGUGCAGACCUCUUUUUCAGAUCAGCUGUGCUCCCUGGUUUCUUAUCCUCCUCAGCCACAUCUAGUAUGAGCGCUCAGAAAAAGAUUUUUUCCAGGGUUCCCCAGCUUUAGAAUGCAUUUCUUGAUGGUGUAAGUUUGAUGCCCUGUCCCAGGGUCACCAUAUUCCCAUCUAGAAGAGCUGUGUCCUCAGUGCCUUCCAUCCUGCCUCUUAGACAUAGCUGGCCAGUUACACAAACCAGGGUCAGUGGGGGAUCAUUCCACUUCCAAAUACCAAACUGUCUGUCAGUUUGAGUUGUUGGUCAUUAGCAACAGAAUUGAAUUCUGGUUUUUAGCAUAAAAGAAGUUCUAUUAGAAGAAUAUUGCAUAGCUCAUAGAAUAGACACAAGGACUAGAGAAUCGAGAUCCAUCUGAGUCAUGUAGCUAGGAACAAACUGCACAACUAGUCUAGCAGGGAAAUUGUAGCCACUGUUGUCAAGUACUGAACACUGAGCUUUGUAUUACUGUCUCUACUGCCUUAGGAAUUAGAUCUUGAUAGGGGUGCUGCUGCCUCUAGAGAGAAUUAACCAGGGUACUUCCUUGAUUCAUUGUGUCAACUAGUUACCAAUUUUUGUGCCGGGCAGAGCCUAGGUCAAGUGUCCAGCCAGGACUUGAACUCCAAGGGAUGUUGAGAAAGCAAAAGUUUAGCUUCUCAACUAGUUUGGCAUUUUCAGCUUCUAUAGAGGAGGCUGCCUCAGUGGGCAUUAAGACUCAAGGAACCCCCCAAACAUAAGGGGGCUGAGACUCUGAGCUGCCCAAAAGAAUGACCUAUGUCUUCUGUAAGGGAAAAGCCAGAUUUGUGGAGCUUGAAUUUACACAAUUUGGUGGUUGGGUGGGUGAAGGGGACAUGGUUAGGAAAAAACAAAACCCCUGCAUUUGCUGUCACUCUGCUUUGCACAGUUUAUCUCAUUCUUUUUUAAAAAAAAUAUUUAAGUAAUCGCUACACCCAAUGUGGGGCUCAAAUUCAUGAUCCCGAGAUCAAGAGUCACAUGCUCUUCUGACUGAGCCAGCCAGGUGCCCCCAGUUUAUCUCAUUCUAUUUGGCUAACUUCUACCUGUUCUUUGAACCUCAGCUUAGACAUUACUUCUUCUUGAGAGCUUUCUCUGAGCUCUUAGAAGCUUCCCACUGCUGUCAUAGAGCCUUUUAAUUUCUCCCAUUUGGGCACAUACAACACGACAAUAAUAAUUGCCGGCUGAUAAGUGUGAUUCCAACACUAUAUAAGAGCCAAACUUGUAGUAAUUUUAGUACUUUCAGGUCCUAGUGUAAUAUUUAUAACUGUACAUACUAGAUAUUUAUUAAAUACCUGACUACAUUUUCUCCUUGCCCGUUUUCACACUAGUUUUCUCAUGUUGCUAACUACCAUCUGUAUGCUGAUGACUCUCAAAUCUUAUCUAUGGAGCCAAACUUGCCUUAAAAAUAGCUUUAUGGAGCUGUAAUUGAUAUACAAUAAACUGCACAUGUUUAAACAGUAUAAACUCAUCAUCACAAUAAUCAAAUGGUGAACCUUCCCAGGUUUGCUGAACAUUACCCUAAAAGUUACCUUGUGCCUCUUUGUAACUACUCCCUUCUUGCUGUUGCUCCUUGCUCUUCUUGGCCUAUUCCACCCCCUUGUUGACCACUGAUCUGCCUUCUGUCACUAUAGAUUAUAUUAGUUUGCAUUUUCUAGGAUUUUUAUAAAUGGAAUCAUAGAGUAUAUACUAUUUUUUGUCUGGCUUCUUUUACUUAGUGGAAUUAUUUUGAAAUUUAUCCAUGUUGUGGUGUGCAUCAAUUUAUCAUUCCUUUUUUUUUUUAAGAUUUAUUUGAGAGAGAGAGAGAACCUGAGUGGGAGGGGUGGAGGGAGAGGGAGAGAGAAUCUCAAGCAGACUCCAUGCUGAGUGCAGAGCCUGAUGUGGGGCUUAAUCUCAGGACCCUGAGAUCAUGACCUGAGCCGAAACCAAGAGUCAGACGCUCAACCAAGCGUGCCACCCAGGCACCCCAGUUUAUCAUUCCUUUUAUUACUUAUAUUUCAUUGCAUAGAUAUACUACAGCUUGUUUAUCUACUCGCCCGUGGAUGGACAUUUGGGUUGUUUCUAUUUUCAGCUAUUACCAUUAAAGCUGCUAUAAAUAUGCCUGUACUAAUCUUUAUAUGGACAUGCAUUUUCUUAUCUCUUUGGUAAUACCUAGGAGUGGUCUGUCUGGGUCAUAUGACGGUUGUGCCAUUUUACAUUCCCACCAGCAGAGUAUGAGUUUUUCAGUUGCUCUACAUCCUAACAUUUUAGCCAUUUUUUUUAAAAAAAAGAUUUUAUUUGAGAGAGAGUGAACGAGAGAGAGAGAGAGCAUGAGCAGGGUGGAGGGGCAGGGGGAGAGAGAGAAGCAGACUCCCCACUGAGCAGGGAGCCCGAUGUAGGGCUUGAUCCCAGGAACCUGGAAUCAUGACCACAGCCAAAAGCAGACCCUUAACCAACUGAGCCACCCAGGUGCCCGUAACAUUUUAGCCAUUUUAAUGUGUUGUGGUAUCUCAUUGUGGUUUAAUUUACAUCUCUCUAAGGACACUGAUUCUGAACAUCUUUUGAUGUGUUUAUGUGACAUCCACAUAUCUUCUUUGAUGAAAUGAUUGUUAAAAUUUUUUGCCUGUUAAAAAUUCUGUUGUUUUUUUAUUACUGGGUUUUGAGAACUCUAUAUAUUCUGGAUGCAAGCUCUUUAUCAGCUAUAUGAUUCCCAACUAUUUUUAAAGUGCAGAAACCUUUUAAUUUUGGUAAAGUCCAAUUUAUCAAUUUCCUCUUAAGGAACAUGCUUUUAGUGUCACAUCUAAGAAAUCUUUGCCUAAUCCACAGUCACUAAGAUUUUCUUCCUUCUAGAGUUUUAAAGUUGUGUUUUUUUUUUUAGGAUUUUAGAGAGUGCACACGUGAGGGGGGAUAGGGGCAGAGGAAGAGGGAGAGAAUCACAAGCAGACUCCCUGCUGAGUGCAGAGCCUGGCACAGGGCUUGAGUUCACAACCCCAAGAUCCAUGACCUGAGCAGAAACCGAGAGUUGGAUGCUCAACUGACUGAGCCACCGAGGCGUCCCUAGAAAUUUUAAACUUUGAAGUUUUACAUUUAGGUCCAUGAUCCAUUUUGAAUUAAUUUUUUUUAAGAUUUAUUUAUUUAUUAGAGAGAGAGCACACGCAUACGCAAGCACGAGUGGAGGGAGGAGCAGAGGGAGAGGGAGCAGCAGAGUCCCCAGUGUGCAGGGAGGCUGACGCUGGGCUCCAUCCCAGGACCCCAGGAUUAUGACCUAAGCCCAAGGCAGACACUUAAUGGACUGAGCCACCCGGGCACCCCAGCUAUCCUUUCAACUAUCUACCCUGAAUUACCUUUGGACCUUUGUUGAAAAUUAGUUGUCUAUGUAUGUACAGGUGUAUUUAUGGACUCUAUUCUGUUCUAUCAAUUUGUCUAUCUUUGUGCCAGUACACAAGGUUGAUGUGCUGAAAUCAGGUAGUGUUAGCUCUCCAAAUUUAUUUUUCAAAGUUGAUUUGACUAUUCUAACUUUGCAUUUCCAUUUGAAUUUGCAGACUCAGUAUGUCAACUUCUGAAACAGAAAAAGCCUUUGGGGUUUUGAUUGGGAUCAUGUUGAAUCUAUAGAUCAACUUUGGAAGAACCGACAUUUUAACAAUAUUGAGUCUCCAUAGAUGCCUCACCAUUUGUUUAAGUGUUAAUUUCUCUCAGCAAAGUUUCAUAAUUCUCAAUAUAUACUUUUUGCACAUUCUUUGUCAGAUUUAUUUUUUAGUAUUUAAUAUUUUUGAUGCAAUUGUAAAUGUCAUAAAUUUCAAAUUGUUUGUUGAUUUUGUUUUAAAUCUUUCCCUAUUUAUUGAGGCAUGAAAGGCACAAAUCUUAUGUGUAUGACUCAAUAAAAUUUUGCAUCUGAAUAUACUGAUGUAACUGCCACCUAAAUCAAGAUGUGUGACAUUUCCUGCAUCCAAGAAGUUUCCCUCACAGCUCUUCCCAACUAGAUCACUUUCUGGUAUCCCUCAAAAUAGUCUUUAUCUUCAUAUAAAUGGAACCAAUCAGGAUGUACCUUGUCUGGCUUCUUUAACUCAACAUUAUGUAUGUGAGGUUCAUACAUAUUGUUGUGUGUAUUGGUAGUUCAUUCUUAAAUCAUUGCUCUAUAGUUUUUUCCUCCUAUCAAAGGACAUUUCCAGUUUUUCCUACUGUGAAUAAUGCUGUAAUCAAUAUUCUUGUACACAAACAUAAGUACUCUUUUCUCUUGGGGAUAUGCCCAAUGGUAGAAUUAUUGGAUAAUAGGGUAUAUGUGGGACUAGCUUUAGUAGAUACGGUCAAAAAAUUUUCUAGGGGUGCCUGGCUGGCUCAGUCAGUGAAGCAUGCGACUCUUGAUCUUCGGGUUUUAAGUUCAAGCCCCACUUUGGCUGUAGAGAUUACUUAAAAAAAAAUCUUAGAAAGUUUUCUAAGGUAAUUCCACCAAUUUAUACUCCUACUAGCAAUAUACAUAAGUUAUAGGUGCUCCACUUUGCCAAGGCUUGGCAUUGGAAUUCCUUUUAAACAAUUCUGGUGAGUGUUUAGGACUGAAGCAUGAUUUUAAUGUCCCUAAUAUAGCUAUUGAUGUAGAACUUCUUUUCAUAUGCAUAUUGGCCAUUUAAAUAACAUUUGAAGAUCAACCAAAGUAACUGACUUAACGUAUUAAAGAAAAAAUAGAUACGAACAUUUCAAUAAAGGCAAAAAAAGCUUUUGCUAUUGAAUGCUCUCCCCUCUGAUGUUAUAGCUAAGAAGCCCAUUAUCAUUAUUCUAGUCAACACUGAAUGAGACAUACUAGCCAGAAAAAGACCAAGAAAAAGAAAUAAAAGGUAUAAUCAUUGCACAGGACAUUAAACCAUCUUUAUUAACAGAUGACAAAAUUGUAAUCAUAGAAAUUCUAAAAGAAACUACAAGGUAUUAGAAAUAAGAGAACUUGGUAAGAAAGCUGAAUAUGAGGUCAAUA